Messenger RNA from Phyllopteryx taeniolatus (common seadragon), 1898 nucleotides. Its product is annotated as tumor necrosis factor receptor superfamily member 21. Gene Ontology annotation, molecular function: cytokine binding; signaling receptor activity. Lineage: Eukaryota; Metazoa; Chordata; Actinopteri; Syngnathiformes; Syngnathidae. Gene Ontology annotation, cellular component: external side of plasma membrane. The coding region runs from base 96 to 950 and encodes 284 amino acids. The record is from RefSeq and is a predicted model, not a curated record. Gene Ontology annotation, biological process: regulation of cell population proliferation. The transcript has 7 exons.
GUCACACAGGAAGUCAUAUUCAUGGAGUGACAGACAUAAGCGGUGAUUCCGUCUCACAGAGUUUCUUUCUUUGCGAUAUUAACCCAAUACAAAACAUGGCUCUUCUCCUCAAACUGCUCCUCUUGAGUCAGACUUUUAACAAAUUUGUUGCUGAUUUGGAUCUGUUUUCUUGCCCAAAAGGCCAGCUGAUUAAAAUGCACGGUGCAAGUCAGAAAUACUGUGCGGCAUGUCCUGAAGGAUACCACCAGCCCGGAGAGAAUUACUCCAAACAGUGCAAACCGUGCACAAAGUGUAACGAAGUGUCGGGAAGUGAGGUGACAGAGAAAUGCACAAAGGAGACGGACACGAAAUGUCAGUGCCGAGAAGGAUUUGUUCCUGUGGAGCCUGAUUCUGCUACUUGCGAAUGCAGUGUUGGAUUCGGGCUACGUCGUGGAGAAUGCUCAAAAUGUGAGGAUGGCUCCUUCAACCGACGUCCCGACACCCCUUGUAUAAAGUGGAAAGCGUGUAAAUCCGGCGUGAACAUCAGCGGAAACAGCACCUCUGACGUCAUCUGCAAUGGCGAGCCAAAGCGUCACCCGCACGGCUCUCCCACGUCGAACCGCACUGUGUCUGUCAACACACCUCCACAUGAGAGGGCCCAAAGUCAUAACAGCAUUCAUGCUGAUGCAACCACCACCACCACCACCACCACCACCGCAGUGCAUAAAAUGCUAUCUCGUGACAAAGUGGAGCCGGCCCCUCUUUCAACCACCACCAACUUCCACAUUGGUCUGGCCUUUCUCAUCUUUGGAAUUGUUGCACUGCUUAUUCUCAGUGCUGUGACCUGCAAAGUGCAUGUUACUACUUUUGUGAGGAGAUGGUCAGGAGUGCAAAGGGAUUUGCUGUACCGCAGGCCCGUUGAAGAAAGCGGCGAUGGCACUCGCUCCAACCUGAAUUCAAAGAAGCCUUAAUCUCCUGGAUAAUAUCACAGCACAUGUUCAUAUGACCUUGUUUUUCGAUAUUACUGUAAGAAUGACCUGAGUCGUUUGCAUGUUGCGUCCUACAUUACUUAACUGCUACUAGAUGCAUAUUAAUGUUGCCGUUUUUUUUCUGUUAUUCUCAAAGUUUUGUUGAGUGUCUCUUUUACAAUAGUUGAAAACACUGCCACAAACAUGUUGUCAGCGACGUGUGGGCUCGGGGAAUUUCUCUGAACGACGUCAAAUGUGUUUUGUUUCCCCUUUGAAAAUGUUAGCUCUCUCAAGCAUAUUUUCUUUGGAACCUCGCGCAGCAAAUGUGAGGAGCUUCAUUACGAGCGCCCCUCAUCAUUCAAACAGUGGACUUUUGAUUAGGAGUGAGCGUGUGACACACAAAACUGCUUUUUAUGUUGUGUAGAAAAUGUAUACAGUAAAUGCAUGGGACAUCCGGGAAGUUGUUGGGCUUCAAAGAAAUAUACAGCAGUUUGUGGGCAGAAUGAGAAUGUCGGGUUUACUUCUGUAAAGUACAGAAACUUCACAGAAGCAAAACUAAAUGCCUCACAAACACUAACAAUACAAAGCUUUUCCCAGACAAGAAAACCAUUUUAGAGUCAAUCAAAUCCUUUUAGUGUGAAGUGCACAAACACACACACAAAAACACACACGCGGUCGCACGCACACACACAUGCACAUGCGCACACGCACGCACACAGUGUGAGAGAGAGUAGUAUUGAUUAAUGUAUAAAAUAGUACAGUAUUUAGUUAUGCAUUGUAUAGUACAAUAUUGUAUCAUUCACUAACAUAUACUACACGACAAUACAAAACCAUAUACUAUAACAUACUUUUAAAAAGUAUCAUACACUAUACUUCACUACACUUUCCAUACAACUCAUACUGCUGCUCUACUACAGGUACACUACAUUAUAGAAUCAACUGCUAUGCUAC